This is a messenger RNA of Cercospora beticola, 2137 nucleotides long. It is a transcript of the gene GLR1, whose product is annotated as glutathione-disulfide reductase GLR1. Gene Ontology annotation, cellular component: mitochondrion; cytosol. Gene Ontology annotation, biological process: cellular response to oxidative stress; cell redox homeostasis; glutathione metabolic process. Gene Ontology annotation, molecular function: flavin adenine dinucleotide binding; glutathione-disulfide reductase (NADPH) activity; NADP binding. NCBI's taxonomy places the organism in Eukaryota, Fungi, Ascomycota, Dothideomycetes, Mycosphaerellales, Mycosphaerellaceae. The record is from RefSeq and is a predicted model, not a curated record.
GUGCAAAGCCGAGGCGAUGAUGACAUGGGCGACAAAUUUGAGCUCAUCCGUAAGCAACGGAAGCAAAUACACGCCCAAAACAACAUCAAAAUUACCAAUUGUGCGCCACGCUGCAUGUGAAGAGGACAGACACGAUACGGCCAAGCAUCACCGAUCUCCCGGCAAAAGCACGCGCUCCGUAUACCACUGUCUCACUCUUCUGCAGAGCUGCUGGAAAGCACCACGAUCCCUCGAUGCAGUAGAACGUCAUCUGCAUAACUAUUACCACUACACGCUACCUCACCUCCCUCUCGACCCCUCCAACCUCCGCCAAAGUGUCUUCACCAACUCCCCUCCGCCUCUACGCCUCAGCCAGCAGGUCCUUCCUCACCACGGCUUCCAAUUCCAGCAACCGAUUGUCCUCCCUCACCCGCCACUUCACCACCGCCAACCCCACCAUGGCGCCCAUCUCCAAAGAGUGCGACUACCUCGUCAUCGGUGGCGGCUCCGGUGGUCUCGCCUCAGCACGACGCGCCUCAGGCCUCUACGGUGCUAAAACCAUCGCAGUAGAGAACAAACGCCUCGGUGGAACUUGUGUGAACGUGGGAUGUGUACCCAAGAAGGUCACCUGGAAUGCUGCAGCAUUGGCUGAGCAGAUCAAAGAGUCCCACAAUUAUGGUUUCAGCGUCGAGCAGACUGCUCCUUUCGACUGGCCGCGUUUCACGCAAAAACGAGCAGCAUACAUCAAACGUCUGAAUGGCAUCUACGAGAAGAAUCUCAAGAAUGAUAAAGUGGAAUACUUGCACGGCACGGCGACAUUCAAGGACCCGCACACAGUGAAAGUGGCAUUGGAUGAUGAGAGUGAGGUGGAGAUCAAGGCGAAGAAGAUUCUGAUUGCAGUGGGAGGACACCCAAACUACCCAGACAUUGAGGGUGCAGAGCACGGAAUUACGUCAGAUGGAUUUUUUGAGCUGCCACAGCAGCCUAAGAAAGUGGCCGUUGUGGGAGCUGGAUACAUUGCAGUCGAGAUGGCAGGCAUGUUCCACGCUUUGGGAACGGAGACGCACUUGUUCAUUCGACAUGACAAGUUCCUGCGAACGUUCGAUCCGAUGAUUCAGGAGAAGGUUGUGGCAGAGUAUGAGCGACAAGGAAUUCACUUGCACAAGAACUCCAAGCAGACGAAGCUUGAGGACCUACAGACCGGCGGCAAACGCCUCACAUACACCGAUGAGAACGGCGAUGGGAUCCUAGAUGUCGACACCGUGCUCUGGGCUAUCGGCCGAAGUCCCGAAUUGGAGAAACUCAACAUCGACGCUACAGGCGUGAAACUGAACGAAAAGAAGCACAUCCCCGUUGACGAGUACCAAAACACCAAUGUGGACCACAUCUUCGCCCUAGGAGAUGUCUGCGACAAGAACUUCGAACUCACACCCGUCGCCAUCGCGGCAGGACGUCGUCUCUCCGACCGUCUCUUCGGCGGGAAAGCCGACGCCAAACUCGAAUACGAUAACAUUCCAUCUGUUGUCUUCUCGCACCCUGUCGUUGGAACUGUCGGUCUGACAGAACCUCAGGCGAGGGAGAAGUAUGGUGAUGAUGAUAUUAAGAUCUACCAGGCGAGUUUUACGGCUAUGUAUUACUCUAUGAUGGAGCCAGAGGAUAAGGGUCCCACAUCUUACAAGAUCAUCUGUCAAGGGAAAGAUGAGAAGGUCGUCGGUUUGCACAUUUUGGGUGCUGGCAGUGAUGAGAUUCUGCAAGGAUUUGGCGUGGCGAUCAAGAUGGGUGCUACAAAGGCGGACUUUGAUCGUUGUGUUGCGAUUCAUCCAACAAGUGCGGAGGAGUUGGUCACGAUGAAGUAGAGGAGGAAACCAGUGCUGAGGCCAGAAAGACGAGGCACGUCGUAUGUGCUACCGAAUGCACCUUUUUACGCUAGAUGUUCAUAGACAUGUAAUGAGAAGACAAACGGAUUGCCAUGAAGGCUUCUGAAGUUCUUUCUUUACGAGGAUGAAAAUAUUGCUUGCUGGCAGAGAUGUGAAAGAGCAAACACUGUAGGAGCAGGUGUGUGGAUUUUUCGCGCGUGGAAAGUCUUUCCAUUCCCAUCCGCAGGGCGACAAGAUCCCUCGCGGCUCGCUCGCUUGCUCCCUGCUGGCUGCUGUGUCAC